Molecule: messenger RNA, 1684 nt
Organism: Cucurbita moschata (crookneck pumpkin)
Lineage: Eukaryota; Viridiplantae; Streptophyta; Magnoliopsida; Cucurbitales; Cucurbitaceae
Product: F-box protein At1g10780-like
Exons: 4
Coding region: 151-1473 (440 amino acids)
Molecular function (GO): protein binding
Source: RefSeq, a predicted model, not a curated record
UCUCCCUCCCUCCCUCCCUCCCUCUUUUUUCCUCUCCCAAAACGUCUCUCUAUAAGCGCGCUCCCGACACCAACCCUCAGAUCCGUCUCCAUUUUCACUCUUCUUCCUGUUUUUCCCCCCUCUAAUUUCAUCUCCAUAAUUUCAGUUCGAAUGAUCGAUGCUCCGUAUGGUUCUUCUUCUCAUAACAAUCUGUUUGAUAUUUGUUCGGACAGAAUGGAUUCGCUCCCGGAUGCUAUUUUUCAGUACGUUUUGUCACAUAUGAGCAAUGCUCGGGAUGUGGCAGUCUGCAACUGUGUAUCUAAGCGAUGGAAAUACUCAACACCAUACAUUAAAAGUCUCUAUUUUCCUCGCAAUUCCUUCGACAAUCAUUCAGGUGGGUUGAGUCCCGACAUCAUCAUUUGGAGAAUAAUAUCAUCCAUUGUUCACUUAGAGGAGCUUGUUGUUUAUAGCCCAUUUUCUGGUGCUGGUCUUGCUUCAUGGCUGUCUAGUGUCGGCCCUUCGCUUCGACGUCUCGAGCUAAGAAUGGACAAUCUGGUUGAUCUUCAGGCUUGUCAAGAUAGCCAUUCCAAGUUAGAAUGCCUUAAAUCUGCAGCAAAUUUGGAGUCACUUAAAUUAUGGGGUGUCUUAAUGACACAUUCACCAAGGUGGGAUGUGUUUCAAAAGCUAAGAAACCUUGAGAUUGUUGGUGCUAAGUUAGAUGAUCCUGCUUUGAACACGGCUCUUCGUGCAUGUCCUAAUCUAUCCAACUUAUUGCUCCUUGGCUGUGAAGGCCUUACUUCAGUUUCAAUUGAACUGAAGCAUUUGGAGCAGUGUAAGCUGGAUUUCUAUGGCUUGGGAAACUGCUCACUCAUGAUCAAUUCUCCUAACAUUCAACUCCUUGAAGUUCAAGGCUGUAGCUGGAUUAGAGCCUGUGGGACAAGUUCCUUGAGAAGUCUGUCAAUAUCCAACAAUGCAGGAAGAGUUUACAUGGUGGAUUUUGAUCAGCUGGUUUCAUUGGAGUCAUUGUCCAUAAGAGGAGUUCAAUGGUGCUGGGAUGCAAUAAGCAAAAUGCUUGAAUUAGGGAGUGAGGUGAAGCAUCUUUACAUGAAAGUUGAGUUCACCGGAGACUUUGAUGCACUUGAACCUUUCCCAGAGAUUGACUUUGUUGAGUUUUUCAAUAACCAUCCAAAGUUGCAAAAGUUUGACAUUCAUGGAGCCAUGUUUGCUGCUCUUUGCCAGAAGAACAGCCUUAAAAAUGUGGAUCCAGAUUUUGUAAUCUCGUGUUUGGAGGAAGUAUCGGUUUCGGUUAGAUCGCCGUUGAAUGCCGAACAGAAGAUGAAUACUCUCGAAUCGUUGAUAAAGUAUGGCAAGAAUUUGAAGACCAUGGUAAUAAAAAUUCUUCGAAUGAAGAGUAGCCAUAGCAGUGCAGAUGAUUUCUUUGAUGAGAUUUGCAAGUUUAGAUAUUGGAAUCGCAAGAUCGUUCGUAUCGAAUAAAAGCAUAAGUGAGGCACUUUUUUUCUCGUUUUCUAAUUUUAAUUGAUCAUUUACCAUUUUUAUUCUCUGAUUACACAGGUUGACCUGCUGAAAUGUUUAACUUGACUUGAUCAUUCUCUAUGAAUGAAAUCAUAACUAAAUGUCAGUUCCAAAGUUCUUCGAUGGAACCAUCAUUAAAGAUGUUCGGUUGAUGUUGUUAUGGAUGUUGUUA